AUGAGCACCGGGACAGAUAAGCAAAAAGUUAAAGGCACACAGAAGAACACAGGCGGCACGAUGCUGUUUUUACAAACAACGGAACGAAGAAUUCGAUCCGCCUCACUCUCGACUGCCGCAAGAUUGCUCGAUUACAACCCAGCAGCCGGUAUGUGGCAAGCGACCGGCACCGCUAUCGCGCAUGCUCCAAACAUCACAGACCUGAGAUCACCCGACGCGGUGGAAUUCGAUAUACACGGGCGAAGCAUACGUCGAGUGGGCACCCAAGCCGCGGGUGGUGCCAGUAAAGCCCCAAAAAUGACUGCAAUCUUGGCUGAGCCAUACCUUUCAGAAAACAAGGAGGUAGCUGGUGGAUCAAAUGAGUUACCUUCCAGUGCUCGCAGUGAUCAUUCUGGGAUUUCUAAAAAGGACCAGGAAAAGUUCUCUCGGUGCAAAGCAUUAAAAAAGGGGCUUGUUGCUACCUGGCGAUUUACCUGCACACCUACCGGGCUUUUCAUCCUUGUAUACGGUCUCAACGUGAUUGCCUGGGGUGCAAUGCUAUUUUUCCUCUUGCUGAACAUUCUCAAUGGGUUGUUCUGUUUAACUUCUUGGGGGUUGGCACCCUGGCGAAUUCGUGACACAUACUGGUUAUUGAUGUGGCGCAUCGGAUGGGGCGAAAGAUCACGAAGCUCGAUAAAACACCUUGCAAAGGGAAGCACAAGUUGGUUUCGAAUGCGGAAUUGUGAUACUGAGGAGAAUUGCGACGAAAUCCCGCUUCGCAAGACUCUGACAGGCAAAUCCGCUCCGGCAACUAAGACGUGGAAAAUGGACUUCGUUGUCAUCAACAUGCUCUUGAACAGCCUUUUCCAGAUCGGUAUGGCGACAUUCAUGUGGGAAUACAACCGAAAUACUCGUCCAAGCUUCGGCGUCGGCCUUUUCAUUGGCCUGGGCUGUUCUAGUUCUCUCCUGGCAGGGGUAAUGACCUGGUGGGAGGGUCGCAAAGUCAAAAUGAUCGAGGGGUCGAUUCUGGAAGAGAUCACUGAGGAACAUGAGAAGAAGAUAGUCCUCGUAAAUGUGCCUUGA
Penicillium cosmopolitanum is the source of this 1062-nucleotide messenger RNA. RefSeq lists its product as uncharacterized. The record is from RefSeq and is a predicted model, not a curated record. Lineage: Eukaryota; Fungi; Ascomycota; Eurotiomycetes; Eurotiales; Aspergillaceae. The transcript is spliced from 2 exons. The coding region runs from base 1 to 1062 and encodes 353 amino acids.